Bursaphelenchus xylophilus (pine wood nematode) is the source of this 3328-nucleotide messenger RNA. The record is from the annotation of a GenBank genome assembly. Lineage: Eukaryota; Metazoa; Nematoda; Chromadorea; Rhabditida; Aphelenchoididae.
AUGUCUGGGGAACAACCAUGUUAUACUAUAAUAUCUGUUCCUACCGAUUACGAGUUCCCAAAGGAAGAAACAUUGAGAGAGAAGUUUGAGAAUGGUAAGUGGCUCUGCAAUGUCUUAUUUGAGAUUUCAGGUGAUAUCAAAGGCAAGCAAGAUGCCUUAAAGAAACUGAUUUUGAUGUUGCAACAGGGUGAGAAGCUGAAUCCAAUGAUGUUAAUGACAGUCAUUCGAUUCUGUCUGCCAAGUUCGGAUCACACUCUCAAGAAGUUGCUCCUUAUCUUCUGGGAGAUUGUGCCGAAGACCAACAGUGAAGGAAAGCUUCUACAGGAGAUGAUUUUGGUCUGUGAUGCCUACAGAAAGGAUCUUCAACAUCCGAAUGAAUUCAUCAGAGGUUCUACCUUGAGGUUCUUGUGUAAAUUGAGGGAACCUGAGCUUCUCGAGCCCUUGAUGCCCUCUAUUAGAAAAUGUUUGGAGCACCGACACAGUUAUGUUAGAAGGAAUGCGGUCGUCGCCAUCUUCACCAUUUACAGCAAGUUUAUUUGAUUAUUUUUGUUGAAUUUUAGACAAUAUUUUCUUGAAGUCUUUAAUGUUGAAACAGACUAACCUACGAUCUUUACAGAAAACUUCGAAUUCCUUAUCUCUGAUGGCCCAGAAUUGAUUGCCAACUUCUUGGAAUCGGAGCAGGAUGCCUCUUGUAAAAGAAAUGCGUUCAUGAUGUUGCUCCACGUCGAUGAAGCAAGGGCUCUGGAGUAUCUUUCCGAGUGUAUUGACCAAGUUCACACAUUUGUCGACAGUCUUCAACUUGUUAUUGUGGAGCUCAUCUAUAAAGUGUGCCACAAGAAUCCUUCAGAGAGAUCCCGGUUUAUCAGAUGUGUCUACAAUCUUCUUCAAUCUCAAUCAACUGCUGUCAGAUACGAGGCUGCUGCCACUUUGGUCACCUUAAGCUCUAUGCCAUCUGCUAUCAAGGCUGCAGCAUCAGUUUAUAUUGAUUUAAUCGUCAAAGAAGCUGAUAAUAAUGUCAAAUUGAUUGUGCUGGAUCGUCUGAUUGAACUCCAUGAGAAUAUCCCAAAUGAAAAGGUCCUUCAAGACCUUGUUAUUGAUGUGCUCAGGGUCCUUUCGGCCACUGACCUUGAAGUGAGAAAGAAGAUUCUUCAACUAGCGUUGGACCUGGUUUCCUCAAGAAAUGUGAAUGAGAUGGUGAUGUUCUUGAAGAAGGAGAUUGAUAAGGCCCAGAAUGACAGCCAAGAAAACAACGGAGCCUAUAAGCAACUUUUGGUCCGAACUCUCCAUCGCACCACCAUCAAAUUCCCUGAUGUUGCUCAACAGAUCUUCCCCGUUUUGAUGGAAUUCCUCUCCGAUGACAGUGAAUUGGCCGCCAAUGAUGUCUUGGUCUUCGUGAGAGAAGCCAUCGGGAAGUUAGCUCAUCUUAGAGGUGUUAUCAUGCAACAACUUUUGGUAUGUUGUAUUUUAUAAUGUACUUUAUUUUGAUGUUUACUAUUAUUAUUUUUAUUUUUAGGAAGUGUUCCCCCUGAUCAGAAAUGUGAAUGUCUACCGAUCAGCUCUCUGGAUUCUCGGAGAGUUCGUGGACACCGGUGUGGCUGUUGAGAAGGUGUUCGAUCAUAUUAAAGAUGGCAUUGGGCCUCUUCCAUUGGUUGGGGAUGGAGAAGAAACUGAGCCAACUGAGAAAAAGGAAGUCCAUCACAAGGAAUCGAAGCCCAAACAAUUGGUUACUGCUGAUGGGACGUACGCAACUCAGUCUGCUUUGUCCACUGUGGCCAAGCCGGUUGAUGAUGAUAAACCAUUCUUGAGGAAGUUGUUCUUGGAAGGAAAUUACUCGGUCGCGGCUGUGUUGGCCACUGCUUUGUCCAAAUUGGUCCUAAAAUAUACCAAGUACUGUCAGAGUAAGUUAAAUAUUUUUUUUUGAGUGUUUCGUUUUUUAGAUAAUGAGAAUGUGAACCGAUUUGCUGGAGAAGCCCUUUUGAUCCUCGCUUCGAUCAUUAGACUUGGACGAUCGGAUGUUCCAACUACCAAGAUCACCGAAGAUGACUUGGACAGACUCUCGACCAGUGUUAGAAUCAUCUCUGAUCGGUGGCCGAAAGCAGAAGAAAUUCUUUUGGAAGACUGCAGAGAGUCUUUGAAUUUGAUGCUCAAAGUCAAAGGAGAUUCGGACAGGCAUGAGGAGACUCACACUAAGAAGGCCAAAAUUAUCCAGGUAUGUGAUGCAGGCAUAUUGUUAUUGUCUUGUUUUUAGGCCGACACCACUAUCAACUUUACUCAAUUGGCCUCCCGUGCUGGUGAAGUUACCGCCACGGCUAAUCUGUUCGAUCUGAGCUUGUCUCAAGCGCUUGGAACAGCUCCCAAGACUGCUAAAUUCGACUUUGCCAGCUCCAAGUUGGGCAAGGUUGAACAAUUGGCUGGCUUUUCGGACGCUGUUUAUGCUGAAGCUUAUGUCAACGUUAACCAAUAUGAUAUUGUCUUGGAUGUUUUGGUGGUAAAUCAGACAAAUGAUACUCUCCAAAACUUGUCUCUUGAGUUCUCGACAAUUGGAGAUCUGAAGUUGGUGGACAAACCAGCGCCAAUCACUUUGGCUCCUAACGAUUUCUCAAAUAUCAAGGCGACAAUCAAAGUGACAUCGACUGAGAAUGGAGUCAUCUUCUCGACAAUCUCCUAUGAUGUGAAGGGUUCAACUUCGGACAGGAAUUGCGUCUAUCUCAAGGAUAUUCACAUUGAUAUUAUGGUAGGCUGAGAUUAAUUUUUAUGUAGAUAGUAUAAAAUUUUUGGGGGGUUGAUGUUAAUUUUGUUGUUUUAGGACUACAUUGUACCUGGCCAAGUCACCGACACCGAGUUCCGAAAGAUGUGGGCCGACUUUGAAUGGGAGAAUAAGGUCCCCGUCAACACGAAUAUCACCGAUCUCAGGGAAUACAUCGAGAACAUUGCUGAGGCCACCAAUAUGAAAUUAUUAACACAAGAAGCUGCUUUGGGUGAGAAAUUGUUUUUAGGAUUAUGAGCUAUGGAAUUUGAGAGUAAUUCUUGUAUUAUUUUAGAUGGAGAAUGUGGAUUCCUGGUCGGUAACUAUUGUGCUCACAGUAUAUUCGGGGAAGACGCCCUGGCCAAUGCCUCCAUUGAAAAAGCGGAUCCAUUGGAUCCAAACAGCGCCAUCCAUGGAUCCAUUCGAGUCCGAGCAAAAUCUCAGGGAAUGGCCCUCAGUCUGGGCGAUAAGGUAUGUUAUUUUAUAUUAUACUUGAUGGUAAUCAGGGAUAAGGGAAUAUUGAACGUUUACUUUCAGAUAACGUUAGCACAGAAGAAGAAACAGGCCGAACAAGCGGCAUAA